GUCAUAUGUUUGAAGAAGACAAACAAGAAAUCUCUUAGGAAGGAAGUGUGAUCGACAUUAUCUGAUGAACAUGUUUUGGAAUAGGCCUUUUCAUGCAUCUGUUUAUAACAAGGUCAUCUUUCUGUUUUAAGAUUAGCGUUCGCUUUGGUGUUCACUUCGCGAGCAGUAAUCAGAGCAAAAUUGGCUUGACCGUUGGCCAGAACCGUGUGUUGUUCUAAGCGUGCUGUGCAAAGGGAAGUUGUACAAUGAAUUCCUUUGUCUGUUCUCAAAUAAAGACAAUUGGGUUGUUCGUUACGUUAUUUGCGCAUGCUGCGAGUCAAGACACAGUUUACUUUUCUACUAAACCCAAAGAUAAGGAGAUAUUUGUCGGCAAGGAUGUGCAGUUUGAUUGGGAAUAUGUUGUGGAAGACGUGCAAGAAGUCGGAUUCGGAGUUGUUGUCGAAAAAAACAAUGUGGCCAUUCUGGUUAAGACUGAGAAGGGAACUAUACAGAACAACCUUGACCAGAGCGUUGAAUGGAUUCGGAACAGAGUCGAGAUCGUCCCUGACAAGCGAGCGAGUUUUAAGAUUAGGAAUGUUGAAUUGGAAGACUCCACGACUUUCUUUUGUCAAGUUAGAUAUGGAAUCGGAAAAACUGAAAGUGAUACAGUCAAGCUGUCCGUUGUUGAUCUUUUGAUAAAUGAGUCUGCCUCUGACACCAGUGAAGAGUCUUGGCUAAACCACAAGAUAACAGUAGUUUGUGCAGUAAAGAUUCCAGAGGGCCACAAAGCAACCUUCUCAUGGAUGCACAUUCCAUCUAACAGGACAGUGCCCAAGAGAUUGCAUGAUGACACGGGUAGCAAAAGCUACCUUUCAAUGAUCACCAAACGAGAUGUUGAGUUUGAGACACUGCAGUGCCGAGCUGAAAACCGGGUCACUGUGAAGUACCAUAAAAUCGAUAUAAAAAAGCUGAGUCCACCUUCAUCACCAAGAAACCUUAAAACACAAAGAGGGUUUGACCAGGAAAGUGCAAAAAUUUAUGUUCAUCUUAAAUGGGAUCCCCCUUCAACAGAUGGUGGCACAGAAAUCAAACAUUACGUAGUCCAGUAUGUGGCUGAAGGUCUCCCGUGGAAGUCACCAAACACAGCCAAAACCACAAGUACAGAGUAUUGUGGCCUGAGGCUUCCAAAUGGAAAAUACAAUGCAAGAGUGAGGGCACAGAACAAAGCAGGUCUAGGGCCAACUUCAAAUGAAGUACUUAUAGAUCUUGAAGACUUUGAACCCUCACAGCUAACAAUUUCUGGCAGUUCCAACAUGCACUGUCCAGAGAUUUCACUCCUUUUGCUCUCUGUUUUGGCAUGGUUCCUUUAGCAUGUGGCUGAUGUGUUAGGAUGUUACUGAGAACCUACUUUCAGGAUCCUGAAUGUUUGUUUUAUCAAUUAAACAAAGAAAAUAGGGUAAUUGUGAGGAAGAACACCCAAAAAAAAAACUGUCAGUCAACCCACAAGCAACAGUUGGCCAUCAGUUAACUGACAGUUGGCCAAUGAUCUACAUUGUUAGAGAGAUUGCAGCAAAAAUGUUAGUGUUGAAUUGAGGCAUGAACUUGUUUUAAAAGUGCAUGAUUCACAGGGGUUUCAUUAAUGUUUUCAGCAGAAGGGCAACUGGUUCUUACAGGCAGGCAAAAACUUUUUGACUGAUCUUCUAUGUAGGAUAAACUUUCCUGUAGAUGGUCAAACCAGGUGGGCUAAGUCAUGCAUCUUCAUUAAACCAGUAAAUUUGCCCAGCUAUGUAUAGUGCCAGGCCCUUAAUGAAACCCCUGGAUUCAAUUAAUGUAUGCAGAGCAAGAUCAACAUCUACAUGCAAGUACAAGCAUCUGUAAAAAGUACAGUCAGAGUAUUCUUUUGGAUGUUAAUUCUUGGGUAUAUUGCCAUAAAAUACAAAUAAAAUUUUUGCAAUGGCCUGUCAGUUAUCUCUAUUUUUGCGAUAACCUGUCAGUUAUCUCUCGGCCAACUGUUGGCCAACAGUUAAUAGAGACCAGAGGGGUGAUGUUCAUCACAAUUCUGGACAAAUUGAACGGCACUCAGGUUUUAUACAUGUACACAUAUCAUGCAAAGUAAUGAUCCUCACAGGUGACCUGUAUACACAUAAUUGUUGAGGGGGCAAUUUAUACUUAUAAUGUCAUGAGAUGACCCCAAAGCUCCCCUCCCCCCCCCCUCUUCUUAUACUUAGUUCUUAUUAAUCAACCAAUGGGGAGGUCUGUAUGGGAGAAUCUUGACCGAGGUCGCCAGUACAGACUGUACACAGUGAGGUCUGCAGCAGCGACCGAGGUCAAGAUCCUCCCAUACAGACCGACCUAGCGCAUCAAUGUUUAUUAUAUGGCUGUGUCUUGUGU
Messenger RNA from Stylophora pistillata, 2370 nucleotides. RefSeq names its product neural cell adhesion molecule 1. Lineage: Eukaryota; Metazoa; Cnidaria; Anthozoa; Scleractinia; Pocilloporidae. Gene Ontology annotation, molecular function: protein binding. The record is from RefSeq and is a predicted model, not a curated record.